Molecule: messenger RNA, 8322 nt
Organism: Ruditapes philippinarum (Manila clam)
Lineage: Eukaryota; Metazoa; Mollusca; Bivalvia; Venerida; Veneridae
Product: zinc finger protein GLI4-like
Exons: 18
Coding region: 359-5236 (1625 amino acids)
Biological process (GO): regulation of transcription by RNA polymerase II
Cellular component (GO): nucleus
Molecular function (GO): RNA polymerase II cis-regulatory region sequence-specific DNA binding; DNA-binding transcription factor activity, RNA polymerase II-specific
Source: RefSeq, a predicted model, not a curated record
CAGUGAUGGUGGAGAGGUGAGUUUAGCCAGCCGUGAAGAAACUCGAGUAUUAUAUUACCUUUAGCUGUGUGCUAUAUUCUAGUGGGCCAUAACACAAAACUAUUUAUACCGUACACAAAAAAACUACAUGUGCUAACUCUCAGCAAAAUUUAUGUGUACAUAACAAAAAAAAUAUCAUAUCUAGUUUGGGAUUUCUAUUAUGUGAGUUAAGUUUAAGCAAAAAAAAAAAAGUUCAAGAAAGUAUCAUACUGGUUUUGGAAUGAAGAUAAAUAUAGAAUAAGAAUGUGAGUGAAGGACUUUGAUAAAAUCCAAACAUAAUAUAUGUAGAGAUGCAAGCCUAAUUUUCCAAUGGUGUUAGAUGACGAUGUCAUCACAAGAAGAGGGGUAUCGUGGGCAUCACGGAGGAGGUCGUGAGCACCGCGUCACCUCAAAGGAUGCUGGAUCAGGUGGUGAAAGACACCACACCACAGCACAUCAUCCGGCCAAGACUCAAACGAAAGACUCCAGCACAGAUACAGGGGGCAGGUCUGAAGAGGAGGGAAGCAAGCAGUCACACAGCUCCGGUCACCACCGAAGCCGGGAACCUUCAAGUGGUUCAAGAGGUGAAGAAGAACCAAGUUCGAGCAAGACUCGUGACGCUUCUGUGGAGACUGUUGAUCGUGGUGUAGGACCAACUCCUGCUCCACCCCCGUCACAUGUGGACCCUCGCUCCCUUCCUCAUCCAUAUUACCUGCCCUCAAGUUUCAUAGACCCUAGGAAUGGGUUAGAACAAGCCAGCCCAUACAGCACUAACCCCUAUGGUAUUCCAGGUUUUCCGUACUACCCAGUUCCAUACCCAAUCAACCCCCCUCUACCACUGAACGCAAACACUUUAGAGGGACGUUACAAUUGGCCGCCACCCGCACCAGGCUUUCACCAUCCCAUGCCAGGUUUACCAGCUAGUCCAUCUCAUACUGAUGUAUCAUCAUUGUACGGACUACGGAGCCCGAUGGCACCCAGCGAGUCUGUGACCGCCCUUGCUUCACGUAUACACUGGGAACAACUACGUCAGAACUAUCUGAGUCCAGUAUCGGGCAGGCGAUAUAGCCCAGGGUCUCUCCCAGGUAUUCCACCUUUUGGCAGUAGUGGUGGUCCUGGGUACCCGAGUGAUUACCCUACAGGGUUCAGCCCAUAUGGAGGCCGCAGUAUGUUCACAGAUGUACCACCUACCCCUGGUAGUGGCAGCGUAACUCUCCCUGGAUCCAUAGAAAAUAGUUCCCGUCAAACUAGUCCUAGACAUAGUAUUAUUGGAAAGAGUCGUAAACGAGCAUUAUCACACUCACCUAUCUCCGACUACCUCGAUAUUCAAAGCCUUACACGUAGUUCCGAGGGAUCUCUCCAGCUUACACCGCUUCUUGGAGCACCACAUUCGGCCUCCCGCAGCUCUAGUGCAGCAAGUGGUUCUUACGGACAUCUCUCCGCAGCAUCACUUGGAGCCCUAAGUCCAGCAAACCAUCCCCAGAUGCCUUCCAACCCCUACCUCCGUCCAGGGGCGAAUUUCCCAGCACCACACUUCUUUCACCCAGGAAUGCCCCAGAUGAUGGGACGCCUGCCCCCGGGGGCACCUUUGAUGAUGCCAUCUACCUCACAGCCCCACACCAUACUGCAGCCUCAACCCCAGACCCAGAAACCAGAAACACAGUCCCAGAUCAGCACAACAACCAAGGAAGCAGGCAGUAGUGUAGUUAGUAGUACGGUAGAGGCAGGGUACCAGGAUAUGAAAAGAACAAAGAUCAAGGCAGAGAAAGACCCAUAUCAACAUCAUCACCAUCAUCAUCAUACAACUCAUAGUUUGUACGAGGGUGAGGAAGGUGAAGAGGGAGAUGAAAAACCUCUCAGUGGAGACACUCAUUUGGCUCCUGGCCAUGUUCCCCAAGAAGGGGAACCAGAUUUUAUGGAGACAAAUUGUCACUGGGAAGAUUGUUCUAAAGAAUUUGAUACUCAAGAAGAACUUGUCAAGCAUAUUAAUCAGGACCAUAUUCAGGCCAAUAAGAAGGCGUUUGUUUGUCGUUGGUCAGAGUGUAGUCGAGAAGAAAAACCAUUUAAAGCACAGUAUAUGUUGGUUGUCCAUAUGAGGAGACACACUGGGGAAAAACCACAUAGAUGUACUUUUGAGGGCUGUAUGAAAGCAUACUCGAGAUUGGAGAAUCUUAAAACUCAUCUACGAUCUCAUACUGGGGAGAAGCCGUACAUGUGUGAGUUCCCAGGAUGUACGAAGGCCUUCAGUAAUGCUAGUGAUAGAGCUAAACAUCAGAAUAGAACACAUUCUAAUGCUAAACCAUACAUAUGUAAGGCACCUGGUUGUAUCAAACGUUACACAGAUCCCAGUUCUCUACGUAAACAUGUGAAAACUGUACAUGGGCCGGAAUUUUAUGCCAACAAGAAACAUAAAGGGGAUUUACCGCAGUCUUGUAAACUGGAGAAAAAAGAUGAAAAUGAACAGCAGCAGGAUGACAGUAGGGAAGAAGGUACAGCAAAGGUUGAAGAGUGCAUGUCGGUCGGCCCGCUGCAGACGUCAUCUGGUGAUAGAAGAAGUUCACAGGACAAUGUUGGCUCAGUAAUACAACAGCACCCAUCACCACAAAGUAGUCCCGAGGUCAAUGUGACCAAUAACCUCCAAUCAGAAAUAGAUGAUCACAUGACCUCAGGGUCACAGGUCAUCAGUAUGGGACAGAGUGGUGGUAUGGAGGAAGAUGCAGACGUGCCGGAACCAGAUGAAGCUGAGGUUCCAGGUUCAAACAACUUGGUUGUCAUGAGACAAAAUAGAGUGAAUACAAGUAGAACUCUACAGAAACGUAACCUUCAGAAAAACAUGGCUCUUUUACCACCAGUGGGACAUAACAGAAUAAGGAAAGAUGGUAGUGGGCCCUGCAGACAUCAUCACUAUCUCAAAAAACCUGCGGUUCCCCAACCAUGUGGCAAUGAUUCUCACGGUACAAACAUGUUCCGUUCUCGAAGAGACAGCAAUACCAGUACGCUCAGCUCUUACUACAGUAGCUUACGGUCAGACAAUAGUCCUAACCCGUUUGGCAGUCUUGCCUCAAGCAGGCGGUCCAGUGAGCUGUCUACAAAUAGGCUUAGUAUCACAAACUCUCCCUACGAGUAUGAUAUCACUGGAAAUAGACCAUAUCAUUCGCGUAGAUCGUGUAAUAGUGACUCAAGUGCAAAUAUGAGUCACAUGGAGGCUCAAUUUCAAAAGACAAAUCUUGGCAGCCAGCCAAAUUUGCAAUCUCAGUCAAACUCGGUGAAUUCUAGUAUGCACAGUCCAUCUAGUAAAUAUCAACAGGAACGAAUAGCUAGAUUUCUGGCUGCUAGACAGGAUGUGAAUAGUGCAAGAAAUAGCGCGCAUAGCACGCCAUGUAGAACUCCGUUACCUAAUGAAAUGCCGAAUAGAGACGCUAGAAGGGCCAGCGACCCUGUAAGGGCAAUGGACCCAAAUUUUAAUGGUGCCUUAAAACAGUUACAGCGAUUUCAUAGUUUAAAUAUGGGAAAACCUCUCCCUGUGCCGCAGGGACGUAGUUUACGUCAUAAAUCAGGCUCUCAUAAUACGUUUAAUUCUUCACGGAGCAGUAUAGCGACAGAUCCUGAUCAUAGUAACGGUGAAUAUGACAGUCAGAUAAUGGAUACUGAUACAGAAGCCGCUUUAGAAGAGAAAAUGUUAGAAGACAAUGAGGAUAUGAUAAUUCCUGAUGAUAUGCGGAGGUUUUUGAAUGAAAGAUACGGGGACGGACAUUCUCUUUAUUCUUAUGAUCCAAACGCAUUGACAGAAUCAGAAAUUUUCUAUCUGCAACAAGGUGCUUGUGGUGCUAAUAGUGGUAAUAAUAAUAACCAAGCAAGUGGGAACUAUGCACAACAUUCACAUGAUGGAUCAAAUGGUGCGAACCAGUUUUCUGCAAACAAUUCUGUUCAGGGAAUGCAAAUGCAAAACUUUUACAAUUCAGGCAAUGGAAUGCCAAAUAAGGAUAAUUUAAAUUAUAACAUGAACCCAAAUAUGGAUAAUAUGCAAAUGAAUUCACCUGGUCACAUGGCAAACAAUAUGUCAUCUGAUCAGAUGUUAAUGCAACAUCAGAUGUCACGUGAAAACACAGCGGCAUGGGUUCAGCGUCAAAACACCCAGAAUCUACCUCAAUCACAGGGCAUGUUUCCACCUGUCACUCCAACCCAGGAACCAAACGUCAUGUCUCACGGGAACAUGCCUCCUCCAAAACCAAAGGACAGGGGUAUGAAUCCUAAUGUAAACUGGAAUAUGAUGAAUGCUAACAUGCAGCAUAUGAACAAUAGCAAUCAGAAUCUGCAUCCAAUGAUGCAUUCUCCAUUACCUCCCAAUAUGCCCGCACCCCACCCACCCCUCACACCAAAAUCUGGUCACAGCAUGAAUCAUCCUCAUUAUCCUGUAAAAAUGAAUCAAAUGCAUCCCAAUCAAACACAAAUGAUGCAGAAUCAAAUGAUGUCAGGUCAUAUUCCCCAUCCCCCAUCAACAAAACUGGAACGAGGUAGUCCCCAAGUUCAAGUACCGCAUAUCAGCCAGUCACAAAUCCCUCCAAGAGCAAAGGCAGCCAAUAGAAAUCAGUUGAUUCAGCAGCAGCAACAACAGCAGCAAUCGUCUGAACAACAUCAACAACAACAACAACAAAUUGUUCCACCUAAUCAAAAUGCUGCUAUGAAUAUGCAAGGGAAUAAUUUUUCGCAAAAAAUGUAUGGCGGGUAUCCGGGACCUUUAAAUAUGCCCCCACCCCAGGGGCAGCAACAACAAUAUCUUAACCCGCAAUUCAAUAAUAUGAACAUGCAGUUUGGUCCCAUGAACAAUCAGGAGUUUAAUCCAAAUUGUCAACAAAGUACUCAAGAUCAUAGGUCCCCAUUUAGUAAAUUAGAAAUGUCUCCAGGUUGUAACCAAGUUACAAGUUCAACAGACGUUGUUGCCGAGCGACCCCAAGAAACAGAGGCACCACCUAUAGAAAAUUUCAUGGACAACUUAAAUUCUAUAUCGGCAGAAAAUUUUAUGGAUAAUAUUAAUUCAAUAUCGCAAGAAAAUAUGAAUAACUUGUACAGUCCGACAGCAAUGAGUAAUCGAUCAAACUCGCAAGCUUCGCGAUAUAGUGCCGCUCUCAUGAACACGUCAAAUAUGGUUGUUAAUGACAUGAGCUCAACGAUGCUACAAUUAGCGGAAGAAAAUAAAUUUUUCAGUCGCAGGCAAUGAUAGUAUUCUAAAUAUAGUGUCAUAUUAAAACAGAUAUGUGUUCAAAAACUAUUGUAUGUAUUCAUAUUGUGUACCAUUCAACAGGUUCAGACAAUAAUGGAUUAUGUGUAAAAAAGUUAUAAAAAAAAAUCUACGAUAGUGUCAGAAAAUAUCCAAAUGAAAGAUUCAUUUAUUUCAGUAAUGAUGGUAUAUAAUAACAUGGUCAAUAAAUGGUAAAUGGUAAUUGAGGGAUAUUUAUUUACAGUUUUUUGGGUUUUUUUGUUAAGGGUAUAAAAUUUAAGUUGUGUUCAAAUAUUAUGCUUGGCUGGAUAAGUAGGUUGUUUGAAUGCAACCAUGGUAUCCCAGUGUAAAAUGAAUAUUAUUUAUACAAUACUUUCAGGCAUGAUUUUUAGAGAGAAAAAAAUUCAAUUCUUUUUUUCACUGCCAUAGUCUCUAUCAUACUUUGUUUGACUUGUUCGACAUAAUACCAACCUUUUGGUUAUUUAAUCUAUAUCACUAAUUUGUAUAUCAUAUUGUUUUACAAUUUAAAGCUAUCUUUUUUUGCAUGUAUCACUUAAAGCUGUCCUAGGCAUGUUAAAACAUAUUGCAGUUGUAAAGAAAGCAAGACUCGCUAUACAUUAAGAUUUUGUUUUUCUUUUUACAUAAAGUUACUGCAUUUAAUCUCUGAGGACAACUGAAAUCCAGAGAUAUUUUUAAGGGUAAAGACAUUUUAUUAUGUUGUUUAUACAAUGAUUUCAUUUAUCUUAGGGUUCAAGACCACAUUAGCUGCCAACUCUGGUGUUUCUGCAAUGUUGUGUUGAUCCCUAAGAAAUGUUUUUUUUUUUUAUUGAAUCUGUCUUAAGUAGCCAUAGAUGAACUUUUUUAUUUGAAUCUUGUCAUUUGUUAUGAUCAUUGUGGUUGUGAAACAAGUGUGUCAUUGAAAGAUGCUACUCUAUAAAAGGGCAACGUUUAUCAAAAUGUUUAACAGGAUAAAUUUAAUUUUUUUGUUUAAUUGAAUUUAUAAAAUUAUUUCAAAAUAUAUAUGUAUUUGGACAUUGAAUUGACUUCUUUAUUUUGCAUUUUAAUUCUACAAAAAUGAUGUCAUCUGUAACCUUGUUAUAGUGUGUGACAUAAUCAGUGACAUCAUUAUGAUGUGUGACAUCAUUAAUAACAUCAUUAUGAUGUGUGACAUCACCAUUGACACAAUUAUGAUGUGUGACAUCAUCAUUGACACCAUUAUGAUGUCACACAUCAUCAAUGACACCAUUAUGAUGUCACACAUCAUCAAUGACAUCAUUAAAAACAUUAUUAUGAUGUGUGACAUCAUUAGUGACAUCAUUAUGAUGUGUGACAUCAUCUUUGAGAUAUAUGGCUACUAAAGAGAAGAUUUCAAUAUUGCAUAUGUAAAAAAUAAAUUGUUUAUUGUUAUCAUCAUUUUUAUAUGUAAAUUAAUGAGAUGCCAGUGUAUGUUUGUGAUUUUUAAUUACAUAUAUUUUUCUUAUGUCAUUUUAAUGUAUUUGUUAAUUGCAUUUAGAUAAGUAUGUUUAAUUCAUUUACAAGAAAGUGUGCUAUUUACAGCAAACAAGUGCUACUGAUUUUAUCAAAAUUCAAAUUUUAUGCAUUUUUUUUAAAGAAAUUCAAUAAAAAAAACAAAAUUUUAACCUAACCAUACAUAGGUGGUGUCCAAUUUUUAUUGUUUGAAUUGUCGUUUUUAUUCACAAAAUUGAAGUAUAUCAAAAAUAGAUAUCUUUAUCCGAAAUUUUGAUUAUUUGAUUUAAAAAAAAAAAACAAUAUAUAAAAGCAUUGUUUAUUUGUAUAUUUGAACAAUAUUUUUUCUAUUAUAAUAGAUGUUUGUUUUAGAAACAUAUAUUUUUACGGAAUAAAAUUCCAUUUUAAUGAUCUAUAUACAUAUUUGAUGAAGUGGAAAACUAUAUCUAUGUGGUAUUUUAUUUUGUUUAAGAGAUUAUAAAAACUAUGAAUCUCGUUGUAUGUAAGAAAUGCUCUUGUUGUGUUCAAGUUUUAAUUUGUAGCAUGAGAAAAAUACUCUUUUUAUCACUCAAAGGGAGGUAAAUACUAUAGUUAUUGGACUAUUAGUCUACACUUGUUUGCCUCCCUUUUUCCUUUUUUUCCAGAUUUCUUUUUUUCACAGAGUAGUCUCCCUUGUAUAAAAUGUGCUACACGUCAAGUGACGUUUCUUAUUGAAAAAUUAUAGCCUUUAAGGCUUUAGAUGUAUUUCUUUUGUUAAGAUUUGUUUUAAACAAAACUAAAAUCUAGAUGUUUACAAUUGUUGAACCCUUUGUAAGCUACUUUUUCAAUAUGGAUUUUUUUCAACUUGGAUUCUUGCAAUUUGGAUGUCUUGCAAUUUGGAUUCUUUCAAUUUGGAUCAUUUUAAAGAGAAGCAUAAUUGUCUCUGCUGUGAUUUUACAUUUGUGCUAAGAAGAAAGUUUUAUUUAUAUCAAAGUAAAAGUGUGACAUAUGGCAUUUAAUUUUUUUCAAGUGUGGCAGUAGGUAGUCUUCCAUGUUCAUUUGGUGCAUAUUUUUAUUAUAUGUCAUUGUUUGUUUAAUAUUUUACCAAGCUGCAUUUAUUCAUUUAUUUUUUGAAAUUGAAAUUCUUUCACCUCUGUUUCAACCUUACAAUGGACUUAUCAUUGAUCAAUCUAAGUGGUAGUUAAUUGAUUGAAUGAAUGUUUAAAUUUUAUUGUCUGAUCCAUCUUCAAAUUAGAUUAUAUUGUAAGAUAAUUAAAAAUGUUAGGGAAAUAAUAAUUUCACAGUCAUAUAAUUAUAUGCAUGGUUUUAAAAAGAACUCCAUUGAGGUCCUUAAUUUUGUCUUACAACAUGCCUAAAAGCAUAAAAUUUUAAAAAUGGUAUAAAGAUGAAGUGAAGCAAUUAAAAUGGAAACAUACCAGCAAUUUAAAGAAGAAUAUAGUCAGAAUUUAAUUGAUUAUCAAUAUUUCUGCGAUUCUAAGCCUAUUUUAGGUUAUUAUUAAAUUUAAGUUAAAUUUAUUUUCAGGUGAUUUUUGCACAACAAAAAAUGAUUAUUUUGGCAAAAACAGAGUGAGUUUGCAGACAAGUUUUUAGUACAUAGCUACAUCAAAUAAUAGAUAAAU